UACGCAAGAAGAAACAACUGAAUACAACAACUGAAAAAGCUAUGAAUCAACUUAAAGCAACUCAAAGAGAUAUUAUAACAAAAGAAAGACAAGCUAGAUUUGCUACAGGUUGCGGACCAGAAACACCAUCUUCAGAAUUAGAUCCAAAUGUUACUUUAAUAGCGCCUAAUUUAAUGGCCACAGCCUCUACAUUAUUUUCAUCAAAUAUGAAUGAUGAUGAAAUAGAAAAUCACAAACAAAUCGUACAAGAUAUAAAUGACAGUACAAUACAAUUUGAGUUUGAUCAAGUAACAAAUAAGGAAAAUAUACCUUUAUGUGAAACAAAAGCAUCAGAUUUCAAAGAAGUUAUAAUAGAAGAAAUAACAGUAGGAACAAGCAAGACCACGAAGAAACGCAAGUUCAUAGAAACAAAAGAUGAUUUAAAAAUUGAAAGAAUAAGGAACAUAAUAAAGAACAACAGUUGGCCAAAGUAAAACUCGAACAUGAAGAAACGAUGGCUGCUAUUAAAGAAACUCAUUUAAAGGAAAUAAAUAAAGCAGAAUUAAGGACGUUGCUGGCAAAAGCUGGAGAAGCUGAAAAAAAGGCUGAA
Acromyrmex echinatior (Panamanian leafcutter ant) is the source of this 589-nucleotide messenger RNA. RefSeq lists its product as uncharacterized. NCBI's taxonomy places the organism in Eukaryota, Metazoa, Arthropoda, Insecta, Hymenoptera, Formicidae. The record is from RefSeq and is a predicted model, not a curated record.